This is a messenger RNA of Conger conger (European conger), 2201 nucleotides long. Its product is annotated as E3 ubiquitin-protein ligase TRIM35-like. Gene Ontology annotation, molecular function: zinc ion binding; protein binding. Lineage: Eukaryota; Metazoa; Chordata; Actinopteri; Anguilliformes; Congridae. The transcript has 6 exons. The coding region runs from base 337 to 1734 and encodes 465 amino acids. The record is from RefSeq and is a predicted model, not a curated record.
UGCAUUGCUGCCAACUGCAGGAAAUGGUGUCUCUAUAAUUGGGUGCGUCUCACAUGAAGAGGGACAUACAGUUUCUCAUGCUAAGAUGAAGCUUUGGAACUGGGGAUCUCAUGAUAUGUUUUCUACUGUAUAUUUUCCAGAAAUGAAGGAACUUAUUAGCUCAUAAACAUAAUUACUUAUAGAUAACUUAGACUAUAGAUACAGGAACAAAAGACUGAGAAACAGAAAUUUAAAGACAUUUAUUAUUUUUACCUGCUGCUUGUGUAACAGCAGGAAGUGAAAUUGAACUACAGAUUUAGCAGAAGCCAUUACUGAGCUCAGAACAGACGGGACAGAAUGGCGUCUGGACCUUCUCUCCUGGAAGAGGACCUCUCCUGUCCUGUGUUCUCUGAAAUCUUCAGGGAUCCUGUUGUCCUGAGAUGCAGUCACAGCUUCUGUGAGGCCUGUCUGCAGCAUUGGUGGAGAGACAAGGGAUCUCAGGAGUGCCCAGUUUGCAGAAGAAGAGCUUCUAUGGUUCCACCUCUCCCUAGCCUGUCUCUGAGGAAUGCCUGUGAGUCAUUCUUAAAGGAGAGAAGUCAGAGAGCUGAAGCAGGAUCUGAGGUGCUCUGCAGUCUGCACAGUGAGAAACUCAAACUCUUCUGUUUGGAGGAUCAAAUACCCGUCUGCUUUGUCUGUCAAACUUCAAAAAAACAUGAAAACCACAAAUUUCGACCAGUUCAGGAGGCUGCAGAAGAAAAUAAGGGGAAACUCAGGACUGCACUGGCUCCACUGCAGAAAAAGCUAAAAGCCUUUAAUGCAGUGAAACUAAUCUGUGAUCAAACGGCAAAGCACAUCAAGAGUCAGGCCCAGCACACAGAGAGACAGAUAAAGAGGGAGUUUGAGAAACUUCAGCAGUUCCUAAAAGAUGAAGAGGCAGCCAGGAUCACUGCACUGAGGGAGGAAGAGGAGCAGAAGAGUCAGAAGAUGAAGGAGAAGAUUGAGAAGAUGACAGAAGAGAUAUCAUCCCUUUCAGAACAGAUCAGAACCAUAGAACAGGAGCUGGGAGCUGAAGAUGUCUCAUUCCUGCAGAAGUACAAGGACACACAAAACAGAGCCCAGUGCACACUAGGAGAUCCAGAGAAGGUCUCAGGACCGCUGAUUGAUGUGGCCAAGCACCUGGGUAAUCUGAAGUACAGAGUGUGGAAGAAGAUGCUGGGGACUGUUCAAUACACUCCUGUGACUCUGGACCCAAACACAGCACACCCCAAACUCUCACUGUCUGAGCAUCUGACCAGUGUGAGAUACAGUGGUGAGAGACAGCAGGUUCCUGAUAAUCCAGAGAGAUUUGAUUGGUGGUGUUGGGUGCUAGGCUCUGAGGGAUUCAGCUCAGGGAGACACUGCUGGGAUGUAGAAGUGGGGGGUGUGGCCUGGCAGGUUGGUGUGGUUAGAGAGUCCAUCAGCAGAAAAGGGGGUGUGGCUCUGAACCCAGCAGGAAGAGUGUGGGGUAUAGGGCUGUUCAGUUGGAAAUACACAGCACUGACCUCCCCACUUACAGUCCUCACUGUGCAGAGGAAACUCCAGAGGGUCAGAGUGCAGCUGGACUGGGACAGGGGGGAGGUGUCAUUCUCUGACCCCAGUGACCACACACCUCUCAGCACAUUUAAACACACCUUCACUGAGAGACUGUUUCCUUUCUUUUGUACUCUGGAGACUGUGCAGAUCUGUCCACUGGAGGUGUUUGUAAGUGUUAAAUAGCACUGUGGGAUUGUGGGUAAACAUCAGUUGAAGUAAAAUGACUUUAUUUAUGAAACUCCAAGCAGGUUUACUACAGACAUGAACAAAAUAUUUUCUAUUAUCUGAAAUGUAAAUACAAACAUUCUAAAGUGCUUGAUGACAAAUGUCUGAUCUCUCUGAUAUAACCUCACAGUGUUAUUACUGAGUAAUUACUGUGGUACAUGGUGGUAUUGUAAGUACACUGGUGUGUGUGUGUAAUGAGUGAUUACUGUGGUAUAUGGUGGUAUUGUAAGUACACUGGUGUGUGUGUAAUGAGUUAUUCCUGUGGUACAUGGUGGUAUUGUAAGUACACUGGUGUGUGUGUGUAAUGAGUUAUUCCUGUGGUACAUGGUGGUAUUGUAAGUACACUGGUGUGUGUGUAAUGAGUUAUUCCUGUGGUAUAUGGUGGUAUUGUAAGUACACUGGUGUGUGUGUAAUGAGUUAUUCCU